Molecule: messenger RNA, 738 nt
Organism: Dromiciops gliroides (monito del monte)
Lineage: Eukaryota; Metazoa; Chordata; Mammalia; Microbiotheria; Microbiotheriidae
Gene: PLAC8L1
Product: PLAC8 like 1
Exons: 4
Coding region: 4-507 (167 amino acids)
Source: RefSeq, a predicted model, not a curated record
CUGAUGCUUUCGCUUAUGAGAUCAGACUAUGAAAGUCUUUGUAUUUCUGACCCAAGGCAUGAAGUAGGGAGCCAAAUACCAACACAACCUGUGAUGACUCAGCCUGGCUGGAGAGUCUAUGACAGGACCACCAUCACAACUAUGGCCCAGAUUCCAGGGGAAUGGAGCACUAGCCUCUUCAACAUUUGCAGUGACAAAAAAAUUUGUUUCUGUGGUCUCUUUUGUACCAUGUGUCUUGAGUGUAACAUCGCAAGGCAUUAUGGGGAAUGUUUAUGUUGGCCAUUACUACCCAACUCCACCCUUGCAUUAAGAGUAGGCACCAGAGAGAGACAUAAAAUACGGGGCACUCUAUGUGAAGACUGGUUGGUGGUACACUGCUGCUGGCCCUUUUCUGUCUGCCAGAUGGCUCGGGAACUUAAGAUGAAGACAACCCAAAUACAUGAUGUCUGUGCAGCUCCUUCAGCUCAAGUUUUUGGGGCUCCUGGAAGUAAAGAGUUAAUUGUUUGAAAGAAACAUGUGUCUUUCCUUCUCCCAAAAAGCAACAAACAACAACUUAGUGGUUAGAAACAAUUAUUCCCCUUUCUUUGUAAUUAUUCCACAAUGACAGUAUUAAAAAUAAAAUUGUUUUCACAUUGUUUCUAUAGUAUUCAGUCCUCUUUCACAGAAUUUGUCAGUGUAUGGGUAUAUAUUUUUAUAAAGAAGUGCUUCUCCAAAUCAGCAGCCUUAGAUCACAGUUCC